Messenger RNA from Eupeodes corollae, 2878 nucleotides. RefSeq lists its product as uncharacterized. Lineage: Eukaryota; Metazoa; Arthropoda; Insecta; Diptera; Syrphidae. The record is from RefSeq and is a predicted model, not a curated record. The coding region runs from base 127 to 2847 and encodes 906 amino acids. The transcript has 4 exons.
UGUCAAAAAUCUGUUUACCUCUGUCACCACCGGUCAACUCCGCUAAAUUCGAGAAUAACUGUUUUUUUUUUUUCUUCUAAUAAACUAAGCAACAAUUUGAAGAAAAAACAAUAAAAUCUAAAUAUAAUGCGAGAUUUGCACAAAAUCCUUGAACUUUUCUCCAACGAAAGUGCGAUGGAUUACUGUCAAGAAUUUGAUGCCAUAAAAUCUGUUCUAGACUUUUGCAACAACAACGUAAAAUCAUUGAAUAAAGUUCGUUUCCGAGGAGGUAAUGAAGAUGUUGUGGAUGAGAUUUGCAAUCGACUACAAGAUUACCUCCUCAAAAUGGACUACAUAGAUGGGGAGACUAAAAAACCACUGCCGAAAGCGCAACGCCUACUGCGUAAGAUGGUUAUGUUUCUUCUUGUAAAUACUGAUGCCACCUACAAGUACAACCUCAAAGAUGAUCCUGGGCUGGCACAUGUUAUAGAAAUCUGCCCCCUACUACCUAAGUAUCUUUUAGUUGCCAUAAUUUGGCAAUUGAACCUCGAUCAAUUCUUCUAUGAAGCUUUGGCGCAUUGUCCUUGUUGGUUUUCGUUUCAGUAUUUUGAAAUUGCAACUGACUCCCUAAAACACAUCAAGGACCCCUAUGAGGUGCUGAUAAAAGUCGAGAACAUGGUAAGAUCCAUCUUCACGAGCAUCACCAAGUCGAAGGCUCAACGUAUUAAUUUUGUUGACAAAAAAAUCAUACUCGGCAAGCUGUAUGACUUUACAAUGAAUCUUUUGAGACAAUUCUACACCCCAGAUGCGGAAAAGUUCAAGACAUUCAAGAAAAAUGAAUUCUUCACAUACUCAGGAUAUGCUAUCAAUCAUAUUCUGGAGAUGAUCAUUUUCGCCUUCGAUGUGUACGAAGAAAAAAACAAUUUGAAGCCUGAUUUUGAUGUUGGUGUUUAUGACGUGUGUUCAUCAAUUUCUAGCCAAAAUCCGACAUCCGAAGCGGAGUCACACUCCCUGGUAAAGGAGUUUCAGUUAAAAGUAAUAACUGCACUUCUAAACUCGCUUCAAUAUAACGUUAUGUUGGUCAAGAUCGAUGUAUUCAUGCACUGGGUCGAGGUGGAUUUGAACAGCCAGGAGACUCUUCAAUCGGUCAUCGGUGUCAAGUCGUUCCUUGUUGGUGAGCGUAUGCUAGCCAAUCGGGACUUCCAUCACGAUGUUGAACAGCAGCUUAAAUCGAUUGCCAUUCGCCCAAAGACCUUGGAAGAGCAAAUUACAGACGCAACAAUUGGCGAUAUCCUGGGCAAGUUGCGGGAACCCCUCGAACGGCAUGUAAAAAAGGCCUGGUUCGAUGGACUCGUCAAAAACACUAUAUCCUUAGGGAACGAGGAAUGUCUACAGUCCAUCAAGGAUAAUAUAAAAUUGAUGAGUUUGGAUAAUUGCAUGGAAAUUCUGGAUUAUAUCGAACUAGAGCAGAAAGUACGGGAACAAACAGAGGAUAAUGCCGCAUAUGACUGCAUGGAUAUCGAUUCAUUGCCCGAUCUCACUACAAUACUCCUUGCUGCAGUGCAGAUUUUAAAUUCAGCCGAUAUUAUCAAGCUUAUUAACUUCGAGGUGAAAAAAUUCGGCAAAGAUGUGACUCAUUUUCAGGAAGAACGUUUUAACGAACGAGCUACCGAAUUUCUCAAUAAAUUCUCAAAUGAGUUUGACGAACAAGGAUUCCUUUGCUUGUGUUUUGAAAAUCCCAAAGCAAUGUGGGGCAAGAUGUUUGACGUUGCAUGUAAUUCCGAAGAGCAUAUUGGAAUUUUUUGUUCCAUGGUCAAAUUGAUGCGUCCUUUGUCAAAUGAUUACUUCCAUCCACUUUUGAGCAGUGCUCUACGAGAUGAACGAAUUCAACAGAAAUUCUUUAGCCAACUGUUGUGCAGUAUUUAUUUUGAAUUGUGCUUCGACAGGCAAACUGAAUUUUUCAAACAAUUCUUUAAUUCUUGUGUAAAUGAGAUGUUGGAUUCGGAGCGUUAUGGUGAUUUGAUUCCAUUGGUUAAAUGUCUGAAUAUGAUGGUGUCAAAGGGCAGUAAGGAAGGUCUACCAUUUGGACCAGCAACUGCACCGGUUCUGUUGAUGGCAGCUCAAAUUAUGGAAAAUGUUCGUUGGGAUCUGCUAACAUAUUCGGAUGAAAAAGAUGAAGUUCUUAAGGAGUGUGCUCAAUUUGUGCAAAAUACUAUAAAAGGGUUUUUGCCUUUGGCUAGAGAAAAGGAUAAAAAAUGGAUUAAAAAAUCAAUUAAAGACUCAUACCGACCACUUACUCAAUACUAUUUCCAAAGAUUUUCACUUACUCCAGAUCAACCUCCCAAAAAAUUCGAUGAAUUUCUCAUGUCCUCAGAAAAUCAAACUGCUGCUGAUAUUGAAAUGUUUCUAAUAAGUAAUUUCAUACGAUGUACUACAAAAGAAACCGAUUGGCUAGCACGUAGUGAUCGGCUUUUACCACAUAUGUCCGAUAUGAUUCUUACUCUGGGAGUUGUUGUCAAUGAAACGGAAAAUCCAAAUGCAGUCCUUAAUUACCGCAAUUGUAUGGUUAACUAUGCAAAUAUAGUUAAAAAAUACCUGAUACCAGGGGUAGCUAAAAAUACAGCUAAAGUGGAACAACUUAUAACAAAGCUAUUGAAAAUAAUCGAGUUUGCACCGGCUGCAAUAUAUGAGGAAAUGUUCAUGAGCUUUGAACGGCUAUUGGUGGAAGUAAUGCAACAAUGUGUUGUACCAGUUGACGAAACUAUAACAAGUAAUAUACGAAAAAAUAUUGUUAAAAUGAAAGAUUGCAAGGGCAAGGAAUUGUUUUUAACAAAAUACAAUGCACUCGUCACAGAAAAUCUAAGCUAAAUAAUAAAUGUAUUGUUUUGAAUUGAUUUAA